Messenger RNA from Filobasidium floriforme, 2582 nucleotides. RefSeq lists its product as uncharacterized. The coding region runs from base 236 to 2419 and encodes 727 amino acids. NCBI's taxonomy places the organism in Eukaryota, Fungi, Basidiomycota, Tremellomycetes, Filobasidiales, Filobasidiaceae. The record is from RefSeq and is a predicted model, not a curated record. The transcript has 11 exons.
ACCGUUGUACCGCCAUAUGCUUACCGCGCGACAAGGCAUGUUUCAUACCUGACAGCCCCGUAUCCACCCCUACGGUUGCCAAAGGAAGGCGUACGUGCAUGGCGUUCUGUAAGAUCGCCCCCUCCUCAUACAUAAGACACUUGAAAGGGCUUGCUAGAGCUCGUUCGGCUGAUACGGUCGGCAAGGCUAGAAUCGAUCCAAUAGCGUAGGCGAAGUAAUAGCAGACACCGCAAGAAUGCCAAUCCCUUCUGAUUCGGAAGCUUCCACGACUGACGACGAGGGUCUCUUCGAUACUGUGACUGAGAUUGGUCUCGAUAAAUGGCACAGAUUGCCAGGCGAAUUCGACCUCUUCAAAGGGGAUGGGCGACCCGACACCAAAUUCCUUGCAAUCGGAGAUGCCAAACUGCCAGUCUUUGACGAGCUUACAUCAUGGAUGAAGCGGUCAAACAAGCCGCCUCCGGAUGAAAUCUUUCGGGAUCGUUCGGGGUUCCAUCCCGAAGAUGCUGAGAAAAACUAUAUGGUCGCUGAGAAGAGGUUCAAUAUGGACAUUCCAGUCCCUGGGGUUCAAGCAGAUCUUGAAGAUCGCGAGUUUUACGAUCGUUGGGCAGAGACGUUGGAUUUUCGCUGGAAUCACGACUUUGCAGAUCUACGUCUGCGCCGAACCAAAAGCCACGGUUGGAAGUGGAGACUCAUACGGAUCCGGCCUGAUGGCUCAAUUGUCGUCUGUCCCUUCAUAAAGCCGGCCCAAAGACCAUUCCGGGAGCGAGGACAAAAGUCGACUGAUGUCUCACGGAAUCGUGUACAUCCGCAUGCUCUUUUAGACACGAUGAGGGCGCAAGCCCAAUCGCGCUGGAAGGGUAUGCCCAUCACCGAUAAAGAAGAACAAGAGGACAGGGCCGCUUUAAACCACUUGCGUUACAUAGAAGGGCUGAAGAAUAAUUACGGAUUCUUGGGAGAGAUGCUCUGUGGCAUGGCGGCAGAUACCGGCUCUGGCGUCAGAAUCUUGGUGAUAGGCUUUCUGGCCGUUUUCACCUUGCUAUUUUGCUACGGCCCGCCCACAUUGCUACCUUACCUGUCGGAAUUCGUGACGGCGGUCCUCCCGUUGCAAGCGACCCUGAGAGGUAUCCUGACGUCUGCCAAUGACAUGAAUCGUGUGCCGGGUGAUCCGUACACAGAAGGCAACGUUCGACAAUGGCUUCUCUACUGGCCUUUCUAUCAAUUUCUCAGAUUCGUUCAAGGCUGGGUCUAUCUAGUGCGCCCAAACUGGUACAGGGUAAUAUGCGGUUGGAGAACCCUACUAUGUUUGUGCUGCACCAGUCCAUUCUUUGGCGACCGCUCGAUUCAUCCUGCCGACGCCAAAGAAAGUGAUUAUCGUCUACUAACACGAAUCUGGAGGGACCGUGGCGAGAGAAUGGCCGAAGAAGUGGCCGCGUUUCAGGCGCAGAAAGUGUUGGCGACAGUCAAAGGAGGCAAGAGUCCGCAAUCGGGACGAAAACACAACGGGGGUACCCGAUUCUCACCGUUCGAGCACGCACAAAUGCUCUUGAACGAAGCGAGAAUGCUUCACGGUUUGAUCGAAGAAACGUGGCGGGGCGGAGAGAUAGCGACGAGAAAGAUGGCAUCUGCUACAAGUGGGACAAGCCUGCGUGAAGCAAUUCACAAUCUCACUAAAGUCAUGGACGUUGGCAAGGAUCUUGCAAGGGCGGACCCCAAAAAGCAGGAGGAAUUCGAACAGCGCUGUAAAGAGCUGGAACGUGCGAUCGGAAAGACAUAUACCGGAACUCGAUCUCAAGCCGGAGCAGAAGCAUUUCGUACCCAUCUCAAACAUCUUUACCAGGCGUCUGAUGAGAGUAUCUCACAAUACCUGCAUGCCCUCUCUAUUGAGCGCGGGGUCGUUAAUUCGCGCAGGAACGGUGCCAACAAGGCGUGGUCCAACAAGGACCUUCGUGAACAUCAUAGUAUGACUCAACGCAGGGAGGUCGUUGAUCACAACGACGAGACAAAAGUUCUGGUCGAGGCCGAAAAGCCAUUCUACGAUCCGGAAUAUUCCUACGACCCUCAGAAAUCGCUUUCUGGACUCACGCGCCAACUCAAGGACGAUUUCCGUCGAGCUGUCAGCGGCGAUAUGACGAAACGCAACGAGUUCAUAAACGAUCCUGCCAAGAAGCAAAAGAUCCACGAACAAAUGCGAAACGCUGGUUAUGGCGGGCAAGGCUUCGACAGUCGUCAGCCCUGGAACCCUGCCAAAUUCGCUCCGAAUGCGGCGUUCAGUGAGGACAUGUCGAGCCUUAUCGCGGAAGAGAGGCGUCAUCCCGGAACGGGCCUUAUUCAACGUCCUGGAAUUGGAGCUGCUCCCGACGCGAUACAUAUGUUCAACAAACUUACUCCGGAGCAACGUAUGAGGGGAAUGAACUACUAAGAUCUGUAUGAUCAUGUAGAAGGCUUGACGUCCUUUAUCUUGCUUUCGUUUGCGCCCGACGCUUCUGCAUCCCUUGGUACUACCCGAAAGAAAUCCUUGACUGAAGCUUUCUGGUUUGGAUCGACUGACUUGGCUUUGGCACUGCUCUUGCUUUCACUAGCUU